AAUUAUAAACAACAAAAAUAUUAGUCCAGAUUUAAAGUUUGUAUUUGAAUCCUUAUUGGACAUUGGAUUCUACAGGUUAAAUCAAAGCAGUGGAUAUUCAGAGUUCGAUUUUAUGCUACGUGAAGCUAUAGCUAAUUUCAGCCCAGGUGAUUUGAAUGUUUUGACUAAACAUCUGCAAAUGUUAAUUAACAAAUUUAAACCUAUUUACAUCGUUGAAAGAUUGUUGCCUUAUGUUAAAAAGGUAAAAGAGAAUUAUAAAUACGAUCAUACAAUUAAACAGAUUAAUGAAACACAUCUCAAUGAGACUGUUAUUGUAAACAUAACAAGACACGAUUUAGAUGUAUUUAACAAAUAUUUAUUGGAAUUGAUAAAUAUUUACGGUGAAAAUCCUAAUAUAAUGCAUAUAAUAUUCAAAAUAAACAAUUUAAAAGGUAAGCCCGGAACAGAAAAUGAUACAAACGCGAUACCAACAUUAAAAGUUGACGAUAUAAAUGGAAUUAUAAAAUAUUUACUGGAUAUAAUAAAGAAACAUGGAGCAACGGUACAAUUGAUAAAGAUAUUAAGAGAUUUUAGUGUACCACCAAAAGAAAGAAUAGAUGAUUCAAAUAUAAAGAUAAUUCCUAUAAAUAAUACACAAAUAUUAGUAACUCUUGACGAUAAUGAUUUAGACAAAAUAAAAUCUUAUUUAGUUCAAAUAAUAAACGACUAUGGCUCCAAUCAAUAUUUAGUGAACAUAUUAAGAGUUUUAAGUCCAAAGGGACAAGAUGAUUACAAUGUGCAUGAUAAUCAAGCCAAUAAUUAUACAUUUAUAAAACUAAAUCAGAAGGAUUUAAACAUAUUGACAAAUUACAUUUUGAAUUUGAUAGAACAACAAGGUCCAAAUGCGGAAUUCAUAGAAAUUCUGUAUUUAAUUUAUGAAAUCAAUCAAGAUGUAAACGAUAGUAAUGAUAAUAAAAAUGAACAGUACGUUCUAGAAAUUUCUAAAGAACUUAAAAAGUUACGUGAUAACAAUAUUAUACAGAUACUGAGAAAUAUGGAUAGAAAUACACUAAUUAAAAUAUACAUUGAUAUGUUGGAAAACAUAUUCGAUACACCAAAUAUAAAUAACGAUUUUACAAAUAUUAUGGUUAAACUACUUGAAAUUUACAAGAAAGAAGAUUCACCAAUAAAGAGAUACAUAAUACUUAAAUGGUAUGAAUAUUUAAUUAGAAACAAAGGAGUGUCGUACAAAAUCUUACGAAAUCCUGAUUUUAUAAACAAUUUAUUGGAACUAGAAGACAAUAAUCGAAAAGAUGAAGAUGUUAUUAUAACGACCGAGAAAUACUCAAUCGUAACGCCACAUGACUAUUCAGAUAUUGAUAAAAUAUUAAGCGAACUCAUAAACAAUACUUUAAGAAGCAAACAACCAACAGACGAUAUAUUAGAAGAAGAUACCAGAAAAAAGAGUAAUAGUACAGAUGAGAGCAAACCCAAAUUACACGAUAAAAUACGAGAGAAAGUACAUAAAGCAAAAUCUUGCUUAAGAACACAUAGAAAAUACAAAGAUAUCUCAAAAAUGUUAAACAAAAUAAAGAAAUUACAUCGACAUCAUCUAGAUAUUUCUAAUGAUGAUAUAAAAAGGAUACUUGAUAUUAUUUUAGUUUUUGGGCAACAAUUGAAAUACGAAAACCAUAGAAGUAAAAUACCGGCGAGUUUAGUUAUAGAUGAGCUAGAAAAUAGACUACUAUCAAAAGGUAAAGAAUGUAAACAAUCAGAUACAGUAAAGCAAAUAAUUUCAACAGUUGUUGUACACUUACGAGAUAUCAUUUCUUAUUUAAAAUCUGUUAAUUUUUCAAAAGAUGAAAUAAUGGUUAUUGUUAAAUCAACUCUAGAAGAUGAUAUUAUGCCUGAUAUUAAAGCUAUUAGUGUUCAAGAAUGUACUGCGGCAGCUAAUAAGGAAAUUUUAGAUGCAUUGUUAUAUAAUGUUUUUGCAAAAACAUAUGAACAAGAUGAAAAUAUAGAAUUAAUCAACACAAAUAAUAAUGAAUUAGAAAAACUAUCGAAUCAAAAGCUUUUAAAAGAGAUAUCUAAAGUUAAGAGUAUGUCAACUUCGAAGGGAGAAACGAAGAAAUAAUCACCGAUAUAAAUAGAAUUUAAAUUAAUAUAAUAAU
This is a messenger RNA of Papilio xuthus (Asian swallowtail), 2150 nucleotides long. RefSeq lists its product as uncharacterized. Lineage: Eukaryota; Metazoa; Arthropoda; Insecta; Lepidoptera; Papilionidae. The record is from RefSeq and is a predicted model, not a curated record. The transcript has 2 exons. Bases 113 to 2113 code for a protein of 666 amino acids.